Lingula anatina is the source of this 16385-nucleotide messenger RNA. RefSeq lists its product as uncharacterized. Gene Ontology annotation, molecular function: RNA binding. The record is from RefSeq and is a predicted model, not a curated record. Lineage: Eukaryota; Metazoa; Brachiopoda; Lingulata; Lingulida; Lingulidae.
CAAAUAGCUCAAGCGAAAGUAGGCCAUCGUAACAGCCGAGAGAUUUUAACGCAAGAAAAAUGACUUGAAAAGUCACUGAUAUGUGGAUUUUAAGCGAUCCACCAACAUGGUGCGAGAGACAAGAUACCUCUGGAUUGGAAAUUUACCAGAGAAAGCAAGCGAGGAGCGUAUAACUGAACAUUUUAAACGGUAUGGGAAGAUACAGAGUGUUAAACUUCAUCCCAAAAAGGAAGGAGACAGCGAUUUAUCAGCAACUGUUGCUUUUAUGGACAUAAGGUCGGCUUCCAAAGCCCACAAUUCAAAAAAUGAACUAGAUGAUAAAACUUUGUGCACAAACUUUGCAGAGCCCACUGCUUCGGGCAGCAUUGUCACCCGUACAUGUGAGGUAACAUCGCAGCUGCAACGAGAGGCCCCUGCAGCUUCAUCAGCACCUGCAGCACGCAGUGCAACUACGACAAACACUGCGGCCCCAGAAAGGGGUCGGUUUGAGCCCGCUCACGCUGGCCGCGGCACUCCAACUGCCAAAAGAGACGGGCUGGCAGAUGAUAGGACAGAGCAUGGCAACCGCAGCGAGAGGUCGACGCAUUCAGAGGAUAGACUAGAGUACCCGGAUGAUUAUCACCUCACACGGGAGAGAGGACGAGAGCGAGAGAGGUUUCCACGUGAGAGAAACUUCAGCCAAAGGACUCCAGAUGGCCAAACUUCUACACAACGCACAGACGACGCGGACACUAAAAGGUUCCACCGGCGAAAACUGAACCAAGCCAGCUCCGCGGCAACCAGGCAGUCAAGUUUAGAAAGUCAGGGAAGCGCCAAGGCAAAUAACAAGAAAAAUGCAGCCAAUUCGCGUCAGUUUCGAAGUCGGAAAUCGAGGUCGAGGUCGGCGGGAUCUACAUCGUCUAGCAUGUCCAGUGGGAGCUCAAGCAGCAGCAGGUCAAGGAGUCCAAGUAGCAGCAAGGCUCGAAGGUCGCAACUAGCGUCAAAGAUAGAGGGAGUGGUACCGUCAUCUGCGUCGGUAAAAGAUGAGACGACGAGUGAGUCAGGAGGAGAGAGGAAAAAUCUAGGGAUUUGUAUCACACGGCUGCCUCUGCGCUCUACAGACACCAGUCUGCGUGACGGGCUGUUUCAUGCGUACAAGAAACACGGGAAGGUCACGUCCGUCGUGAUUCAGGGAGAGACGGAAUCCAGAUUUGCUGUCGUCAGUUUCAAGAAGAGCGAAGAUGCUAAGAAGGCUCAGGAAGCGUCCAAUGAAAUGACUUUCUUUGGCUCCAAGAUUUCCGUCACCAGUCAUCCGGGUUACGAAGUAGAAGACAGUGAGUUCCGCCCCCCAGAGGCUGAGUUAGAUGAAUUUCAUCCGAAGGCGACAAGAACGCUCUUUGUUGGCAACCUGGAGAAAGAUAUAUCUCCUACACAACUGAAAGAGAUCUUCAAGGAAUUCGGUGAAAUAAUAGAUAUAGACAUCAAGAAACAGGGAGCAGUAACGGCCUAUGCCUUUGUUCAGUAUUCUGACAUCAGUAGUGUAGUGAAAGCUCUGAAGAAAAUGGACGGAGAGAGCAUCGGGCCCAAUAAGAUCAAGCUUGGCUUUGGUAAGAGCAUGCCCACGACCUGUGUUUGGAUAGAUGGCGUUGCAGACACCGUCACGGAAAAGUUCCUCUGUCGCCAGUUUGGGCGUUACGGACCCGUAAGUCACGCCGUGUUGGACAAACACAUCGGACGCGCACUCAUCUAUUUCGAUACUUUGGACUUUGCACAGCAUUCUGUGAGUGAAAUGCGGGGACGUGCUUUGGCAGGGAAGAAGAUCCAGAUUGACUUUGCCAGUAGAGACUGCCAGACCUCAUUCUUUGACAAGAUGCAGCGCUCGGGGCAGCUGCGUCCCGGAGAGCGCCCGGACGAGAGGGCAAUCAGGACCAAUCCAAAGUUUCCUGUCACUCCUACAUAUGAGGAACCAAGAGACCCGAGAGCAUUCCCAGCCAUGCGUCAGGACAUGUUUGAAGGGCGGGGGCGGGGCAGCACCUUCACUUCCGGCGGAUCACGGUCGCGGGGAGGAGGGACAAAUUCUCGGAAUUUCCGUGGCAGAGGAGGAGGCAGCAGGGGAAGCUUUUCUGAAGAUUUCCCAGGUUCUGGUUUCCAUGACGACUUCAGGGACAGAAGAAGGCAUUUUGAUGAAGUUGGCAGUCAACGGAGCUUCACUGAUGACUAUGAAAGUGAGCUAAGGGAUUAUGGGUAUUCACAGCGUGACCGCCAUGGCAGUCUAAGUCCGCCACCGCGGGAUAGAGACAGACAUUUUGAACGGCGGAGUUUGAGUCCGUAUGGUCACGGCUAUCCUCCAUCAGAGGGUAGCAUGCAUGGCAGUGCCAGAUUUGACGAUAGAUACGACGAGCACAAUGCUGAUCGAUUCAGCAGAGACACUGAGUGCCAGUCUGACAGCAGAGAAUCCCGCAGAGAACAUAAAGACCGGCCAACUGAGGAAAAAUUCCGUCCACAUGAAAAACGCUCUCGUGACCGUGAUGAGAGACGUGUACGCUCAAGAGACAGUAUUCCUGGACAGAGUCCACAAAGUAGCGAGUAUAGCAGUCAUGCCAGUCCCGCGGGCAACAGGAGUCGGAGCCUAAGCCCGAGAGAUAAAUCACGCGAUAAGGACAGGUCUAGUAGGCCUGCGACACCGCCUACACCGACAAGAGACGAACUACCUCAAAAUUCGAGAGGUGGACAGGAAAGUCCUAUGGAUUAUGAAACUUCGCAGUGGAAUUAUGGGAAAUAUCCUGAUCUUCGAAGCCAUAUAAAACGCGAAGGUCAUGACCCCACUGAUUUAGGCAACAGGAAGUAUGACAUAGAUAGAGGCUCUGCCAAAUCGGAGCAACUGUCUCAAAAAUCACAUCGGACUAAACACAGCGAUGUUGAUAUGAGAACUCGCCAUGGUAAAUAUGAUUCUAUGGAUAGUAUGGAUGUUGAGAAAAGUCUCAAGUCUGAAGUGGUGGUUCACAAAACGGGUGAUAGACCAAGUGACGUUGAAUCACAACGCAAACUACAGCGUCAGUACUCUCGGAGUUCUACAGGAAGUCACGGGUCAAGGAGUAAAAACGUGUCGGACACUCAUGGUGAUAACUGCGACACGGACAAAACGUCUAAGGGAGAGAGGACCAAAGCAUUACUGUGUGAUGAACGGAUUGUAAAACAUACCAAGGAUUACGACAAACAGCGACAGGCCUCACUGCACAAAGAUAAAAAUUCCAAAUCCAAGGACGACAGUGGAAGUAGUUCUGACUCAAGCUCUGAGAGCAGUAAUGACAACUCUGACGCCGAGGAAGGGAAAGAGGAGGUGGCAAAAGGCGCCUCUUCUGAUCUGAACAAGUUACAAAGUAAGAAACAACAACUGCUUCAACUCAUCAAACAACUGGACGAAACCGGGAGUGCCAGUGACGGUGACUCUCAGCAGGAUGAAGAGGGGAAGCGCCUGACAAAAAAGCCUCGUUUGGAGGAUGUUUUUGACUUGGAACGUGGACCAAAGUUAUCCUAUAGGAAAGUUAUACUGGAAACAGCAAGGGCACUUGAGGAGGAGAAUAAGGAUAUACAACAACAUUCUCAGCAGCAACUACAAAUGUCACAGCAGCAAAUCAUUCAGUUGUCAGAAACACAACACCCAAAGGAGACUAAACCAUUGGAUCCUUUUAAAUUUAAGCCAAUUGAUUCAACACAGAGCUUUAGGAAGCAAAUGGAAGCAAGGCGGAAAGAAAUGGAAAAGAAAACUUUAGGCAGAAUGUCACACCAUCAGGUUCGCCGAGGUCAUGGAGACAACAGCCAGUCAAAAUCCUUGGAUGAGGAUUUGUUCGAUAUGGGACCAGAAAACUCUCCAAAGGAUAUACCGUCAGAGUUUUUAUCUCGUAAACGUAGGUUAAAAACAACUGGAGAUUUAACAGAGCAGGAGUCUUUACAAGCCAAACGUUCAUACAGACUGAAAAGGACGGAAGAUAUAUUUAGCAGCAGUGGAGAUGAAGGGGACUCAAAGCAAAGUUCAACUUCGAAGUCUCCACUGCGAAAAAAUUUGGAUUCUAAUAUGGAUAUGCUUUCAAGGAAAUCUAAAACUCCGCUAAUCAGCCUUGAAGGAGAUACUGUACAGGUGGAUGUACGUAGAAAAAUGGAAGAAUUACGUCAACGGCGUGUCACAGAAAAGCGUCAGUCUACAGCGUCAGCAGAUAUCCAUGCUUGGAGUAUACAGGAGGCUCGCUUGGAAUAUUUAAAACGUGAUUUUCCUCUUUCUCUGCCGCUCCCAAGUUUUGCACUUCAGUCACAACAUUCUCUGUCACCCAAAGCCUCGCCCAAAUCAAUAUCAUCCCCAAAAAUACAAUCGCCACAAAUUUCACCAGGAAUUGCUAAACUCCAGUCACCUCCCUUUUCGCCAGGCAUAAAAGCAAUACAAAUGUUUCAACCCUCGACGAACCUCACAAAAACUGACGAUUCUCUGUCUAACGCUACACCUACUGAUGACAAAAUUGUUUCUAGUUCUACGACUAACGCGGAGUCGCUGGCUGGACCAGUGGCUCCCCCUAUGGACCAGCCUCUUGUUUUACCUGGCACCACACAGGCAGAACAGUCUGACACUGUCAGUGUGCCCUCUGGCACGGAUUCAUUGACAGCAACUUCAACAACAGCUUUGAAGGAAAAAGAUGGAGAUAUUGAAACUCCCAUGGAAACUGAGAAUACAGAGAUAGUUGAUGCUUCUAGUGUUAAUGUGAAUGAUGUGGCAGCCGAGACAAUUACAAAAACUUCGCCUGCCAGGGAUUCUGAUAAUUCUGACUUGUCUGAUCUGGAAACGCCAAACUCCCCAAACCGUCCAUCUCUGGAGGAGCGUAUAAGAGCCUUGGAUGAAAAACUGAGCAUGGCAUCCAGUUUACAGUCAUCUGUGUCAUUAUCAACUUCAACAAGAACUCUGGACUCUUCUACCCCACCAACAGUGACACCUAUAGUGGAUUAUAAUAAAUAUAGAAUUCGUAAACGCGGGGACUCGUUGUCAGCCGUCCCCAUGGUCCCUGUGACUGCGGACAAAGUCGAACCCUCGGACAUAGUAAAGACAUUGUUGUCUAGGUCAAGUAUAUUUGACCAGGAUUCCCGAAGGCUGGAACAGAUUCACGAGAAAUAUGAGCCAAAAGAUAACAUCUCUAAGUCCAUGGUUGGGGAGAGUAUUGCAGUGGUGGGUAAUAUGGUAGAAACCACUGACGUCAUGCUCCAGCAAAAACCUGGGUUUCGAACCAAAGGCGCGGCAAAGGAGUUACCAAACUUGACCCAAGCAGCGGCACAGCCCUUGCCAGGCACGCGUGUUCCGAGUCUGGCCAGUUCAUCACCUGUGACACCCAUGUCGACAUCCAGCGUCUCCACACCCUCUACCCCUCUGACACCCAGUACACCAGCGACACCUGGUGGAGCAUGUAAGCCGCAAACUUCUGCAGGCAUGACAGCUCCCGGCUGGAAACCAGUCACGGAUUACGCUGCCUUGAAGGCAGCAGCUCAGCAGCAACAACAGCAGCUGCAGAUCCAGACGCCCCCUACAGUUCCACAGGUCAUGUCCACAUCCCAACAACAGCCAGUCCCCCUGAAGCCCAUCCUCAAGAAGGAUAUCUCUCCCUCAGAUCCCAGGAAGGAAAGGUCAGCUCUGUACGCUUUGAAAACUGACACAGCUGUUAUGUCUGCGGCACCAGUGGGGGCAGCUGCGUCACCAGCCUUGCCAAGAAAGGACAGUACAUCGGCUUUUAACAGUGGUGGAGAUUUGUCACAUUCAGGGAGAACAGUUUCUGGGGGCACCUCUGUGGAGACAACGGCCCAUGCUGCCACAGCCACCAGUAAAGUGAAAGAAGAAUCGGUGCCAUCUAGUAAUAGGACACCAGCUCCUCUUGGUGUUGCCAAGGAGACUGCUGCCACGGAAACUCCCGGGGAGUUGUCUGCUGCCCCUAUGAAGAAGGACGUGCCCAGUAGGCCCGACCCCAGACUGAACAGUGGCAUUCUGGGAAAAAGGAAGGCUAAUGAUGACAGCGCCAAAAUGAAGGAGGAAAAUAGAAUAAGGGAAAAGAAACCAAAAGAUGUGUCUAACUCUGCAGGUGGCCUUCAAGAUUCUAAAAACUCUGCCUCUGUGAAUGUUGUGAAACCUUCUGAACCUGAGACUAAGAAACCCAAACUGCAAACUAAAGACAGCACUAACAGUAGUAGUAAUAGGGAGAAAGACAGGAAAGAGGGAGGAAAGGAGAAAAAAUCCAACUCAGUUCCAUCUAAAAAUGACAACAAAGAUUCUACAGGGGACUCGUCUCAGACCAAGGAAGUUGUUAAGAAAACCCAAAGUUCCUCCUCAGCAUCCUCGACAAGUAAGUCACAGAAAUCAGUUGAAAAGAAACCCACUAAAGAGGGCAGUGCAGAGCGUGGAGACAAGAAAAGCUUUCCUGAACCCACUAAAAAGGUCUCUAACAGAGAGAGUGAAAAGAAGGCCUCUGACAAGGAUGCCAAGUUCCAAGAUAGAAGCAAAGAAAGAGAUAAGAUGAAAGAUAGAAAGGACAAGUCCCACAGCAAAGACAGACAUUCCAGAGAAAAGGAAAAAUCAUCUGAGAAGUCAGUUUCCGAGAAAAACAAAUCAAAUGACAAAGGAAAUUCUGAGAAGUCAUCAGACAAAUCCAGCUCUGAAAAAUCCCUUGACAAAUUUGGCUCUGAAAAGAACUCAAAAGCAGAUAAAACAUCAUCAUCCUCUCAAGAUAAGGAAAGGGUUUCUGAUACAAAAAUGAGAGACAAAGAAAAAGAGAAAGCUGGAAUAAAAAGAGAAGCAGAGAAGAAAAAGAGACAAGAUGUUUCUUCUAGAGAUAAGGACAGACAAAAAGCUAAAGACAAUGACAAGGCCAGAGAUGGCAGUAAAGAGCGAGAAAAGCCAAGUUCUAGGAAUGAUGACAGAUCUAAGCAUGAGCCAUCACCGCCCAAGGGAAAAGACGAGAAGGAUAAACAAUCCGUAAAAUCUAGGGACACUAAGAAUGAGAAAACCAAAAAAGAAGUUGACAAAGAUACUUCAAAAUCAAAGCAAAAAGUGGAGAAAAAUGAAACCAAUAAGAAGGCUGCUGAUGAUGUGGAGACCUCAAAAGUCAAGAUGGAGGAAAAAAGUGGGAGACCUGCAAACAAGAAUACUGAUCAGAAGAAAUUUAAGGACAGUGGAGACAAGGGAUCGCAGAGCAGCUCACCACAUGCUUCAAAAACCAGCAAGUCUACAAAAGAGAAAGAUGCUGCUAAGAAAGAGCCCACCAAAGCUGAAAAACNCACCAAGGUAGACCAGACCAAGUCCAAUCCAAAGUCCACCCCAGCAAAGAGAGGCAACGACAGACAGCAAAGCAAAAGUGAUGUAAAGAAAUCCAAACCGAGCCAAGACAAGGCAGAAGAGAAAAGGACACAGGAGAGGGAGAAAGAGAAGGAAAAAAGCCAAAAGAAAAAACCCGAGCAGCAUCGUUUAGAUCCAGUCCUAUUUGACCUGACACGUGAACAGCGGGACUUACUGUCCAACAGUGAAGUGUUUGGUGACGGUUUGUUUGAACCAUAUGUGUCAAUGUAUGACAAAGUCAAGCGGAGAUCUAGCAUGAUUCAGGAGAACAAGCGACAACCCAAAAGCAGAGACGCAGGCAACAAGGCGAGCAGACGGCGCAGGAAAAGUGGGGAGUCGGACAGCAGCGAAGAUGAUGAAACUGGAACUGAUUCGGAGAGUCAGGAAGAUAGCGAAGACAAUUGGGGGAGAGGAAGUCCCAGGAAAACUGUGAAGAGAAGUCAGAGAAAAACAGGAGAAACUAAAACCAACAGGAUGAAGAAACCUAUUUUAGACAGCUCCUCUGAUGAGGACAGUGAUAAGGAAGAGGAAAACAGCGAGAAAAGUGCUGACUCAUCGUCUGACUUGGAAUCAGAGACUGUGUUGUCACGUGUCUCAAAGAAAUCUACAUCCUCCAAGGAGAAAGGCAAACAAGAUCCUGCGCCGAAAUCAAACAAGGCGAAGAAGAAACCAGUGCCCAAGAAGAAGACAGAAAAGGGAAAGUCAGUAGGGUUCACUACGGAUUCCGACUCUGAUGUCAGUAUCAAAGCCACUGUCAAGUCCACCACCUUGAGGAAACAAAAACAGUCCAUUUGGACUUCGGAUGAGGAUACCGACUCUAAUGCAGAUGAAGAGAAGCAAUCUCCAAAGGUUAAACCGUUACAUGAAACAAGUGAGAGUGAGGACACCGAAAUCGACCUACCUAAAGUUAGCAAGGGGAAAAAAGCAGUUGCAAAAUCAACAAAGAAGCAGGCGAAGCCAAUGGCCAUCUCUACAGAGGAUUCCUCUGGGAUUGAUGAAUUUAGUUUGCCAUCUACAAAGUCCAGUAAAGAGAAAUUGAAAGUCGGUGAUUACUUCUCUUCAGAAUCAGAAGAGACCGAUGAUGGUGCAGCAUCCAAGAAACAUGCCAAGAAAUCAAAAGCUGGAAAAAUGGAUGAAACUAAAGCAAAUAUUUUCAAGAAGAUAGCAAGCAACAAAGACACUCCUAGCAAGUCUGAAGAACAACCACAGUCAGAAGACGAAUCCAUGAAGUCACCCAAGAAAACACCCAAAAAGACCAAAGCUUUGAAGAAGAUGAUUGGGAAAAAAGAGCCCAUAAAAGAGACAACAAAAGAAAUACCAUUAGAGGUGAAAACCGAAGUUAAAUCCGAAGAAGACAGUGAUGAAGAAAUAAAUAAGAAAAAAGCAACCAAGACUCCAACAAAAGGUGGGAAAAUGUUUGAGAAAAAAAUGGAUGAAAAGAAAGCCAAUAUUUUCAAGAAAAUCGCUGCCAAUAAGGAAGCAGCAAAGAAAGUGAAGGCAAAAAGGGAAAGCACAACCGAGUCUGAGGAGACUCGAGGAGAAGACAAACUGACUGAUCAAAAUGAAAGCAGUAAGGACUCUGAUACCAAAUUACCAAUGCCCCAGCAAAUAAAAGCUGAGAAGCCAUCUGCUGACUCCGGUCUGCCUACCACACAUCUUAACAAGGAAUCUAAAUCAUGUAAAGGGGAGAGAGAGGAGGGAAAAGAAGCCUUUAUUGCGACAGUGGAUGCAAGUAAAAAGACUGUGAAGGGAAAGAAAGAGGCCCAACAAGGCAGUAAGGUUGGGAAGGUGGAGAGCAAGCAUCCAAGAUUAUCAGAAACUCAACCCACUGUACAAAAAUCAGCACAAUCUGGGGAACCAAGUAAUGCUAAUUUGUUAGAAAACGUUGUCCAAGGAAGUAAACCUGAUGCAAAGCCUGGUGAUGAAACUGUGGCCAAGAAAGAUGAAGAGAGAAAGAAGAAAAAGAAGAAACAGAAAGCAAGUAUACUGAAAGAUGACAUGACGGAAAAUGAACAUGAGCAAGCUAAAGCUACAGAAGACAAUGAACAUGAUGUAAGCGUGACUGUUGAACAAGGUCUGAAGGAUCAGUCCGCAAAGCAAGAUCAUGGUGAUUUCAAAAUAAAAGUGGAAAAAGAAUCAAGUCCUGUAGUUGAGAAGCAAAGUGAUGAUGAUAGGCUGGAAAACGUGCCCAUUGAAAGUGUUGCAGAAACGGUUGAAAUUCAGACAGAAUGUGGGCAAGAUAUGGAACUGCCAAAGCUACAUGAAACUUCCAAGGAAGAAAAAGGUGAGGAGGCAGAUAGUGUGAAUACCGCCGAUUUGGAAGUUCCCAUUGGGUCCCCUAAGAAAGCACAGAGAGUCGCAUCAAAGAACAAAGCUAAGAAAGGCACCGUGGGGAAGGAUGGAGAAAAAUCUGAUACCGAGCCAAAAUUAUCCGAUGCAAGCAAAAGAAAUAAAGCACCCCCUAAAGAGAAUGCUCAGCGAAACAUCAAAAGUGAUCCAGAUGAUCCCAUGGUUGAAGUCUCCAGUAAGAGCCAGUCUGAGCCUGUUCAGAAGAGUUCCUUAGACCUGAUAUUUGAUGAGAUCACGAGAGAGAGCGCCACUAUGUCAGCCGACGAAAGUAGCCAUUUGGAGGCUGCUUCUACUCCUGGUAAAGCUAAACCCAGGAGGAAAGCUGCACGCCAGAGCAACUUGGCUGCCAGCGGGGAUGACAGCCAACAGGGCAAAGGUCAGACGCAAGAGGCACCACCUGAGCAGUCAGCCAAUGAAACUUCUACAGCAGAAGCGGCAACGGAUGAUUCUGACUCUCCAAGGUCUAAACGGGGCAGGCGCACCAAACCCAAAGUUUACAGUCAAGAUUUCAUCACAACCCUCCCCAGGGUUAGUAGAACGCCAUCCCCUAAAGCGGCUUCUCCUAGAGCUACCAGGCAAGGGUCUGCCGCCUCUCCCAAAGCUGCUCUGACGCCGUCGAAGACGCAACCACCCCCAAAGGCUGCUGGGGCUACUCCUGUGAAAUCUGAGAAACUUGUACGAGGCAAAAAGGAAAAGGAGGCUGAAAAAUCGGGAGACACUGAUAAAGAGACCACCACCGAAACUAAAAGCAUGUCUGUAUUUGAUUGGCAGGAUUCACCAGAUUCCUCUCCUAUUCCACCAAUGAGAGUGCAGAAGACAUCAGUUUCUGAGUCAUCAUCAGAAGUUACACCUGGUGGUGAGCAGGCUGAUAAAACCAAGAAAAGCCGAGGGGUUCGCAGCGGGGUCAAAAAGAAGCCAGACACUCAAAACAGUGAGACCGACGGUGGCAGAGAGAAAGAUGAACCCAUUCUGGACCCUGUCACUGGGUUGUUCAGGGACAAAGAAGGCAGAGUUUGCCCAGGGUAUGGAGUUACCGAAGAGGAAGAAAAAUCCCAAGAAGCUGAUGAAAAUUCCCUCAAUUCUAACGAGUUGGAGUUAAGUCAGCCCACAGCAGAAUCUAUCGCAGAAGAUGCUUGUGCUGUGAGCGCUCUUUUGGCCAUGUCUGAUGACAUUGUUCCCACGCCUUCAGCGGCCUCAGAGACGCCAUCAUCAAACCAGGCUACGGCAAUUGAGGAUGUGUCUCAACCUGCCCCGUCUCAAGGUCUUGUGAAAGUUCCAGAGCCAGCGCAAACCAAACUGCCAGCUGUAUCCACAGAAAACCCAACGCCAGUGGCGGCUGUGACUUCAGCAGCUCCCGUAGUGCUUAGUAACAUCGACAAGGUCAUUGAUCAGGUGUCCAAGGGGGAGUUUGAAGACUCGGACUACGACGUGAACUCAGAGCUGUACCAGUCCCGAAUGAACAGCCGUCGUCGCAGCUCUGAUGUGAGGCAUCUCUCAGGGGAUGGCCCACGCACACCGCAGACCCCACAACACGUGCCAGCACACCUGAGGUCCCCGCCCCACAUUCCACAUCCACUGACAAGCCCGCAGGCGUUACACAUGGACACCCACAGUAAGCCCAGCGAGAAGGAAGUGGACACCGUCCGCUCCUCUGUCGAGGCUGGAGAACCGUACGUCCAGUCUCCUACAGGACUGAUGAUGUCACCAACCUAUCACUACUCACACGAGAAGAUGCCUACGCUGCCGAUAAAGACUGAUGUCCACAUGGGAGUGGUGCAGGGGGCGCCACACGCCAUGGGUCAAGUGGAACGCAGCCCCACUGGCCAGGUGAUAGAGAGAGUUCCUAACCCUAGCAUCAGUGUAGCUACCAGUCAGGCCCCUGUACCAGGCCCCAAACAUCCCACAAGUAAGGGGAUGCCAGAGUACCAGAAAGGGCUCCCAUCCCAAGGUUACUGGGACCACACAACAAUGGGGAUGCCGCAGUUCAUGCAGGGGCGACCCCCUGUUUCUUCAGAGGGCAAACCCCAAGGUGAGGGGUUCCCUGGUUAUCCUGCAGGGAUUCAUCCUCAGAGACCCCCAGUGGGAGAGCCACAGAGCUCAUCUUCUCACCUGUCACCAAGUGCACGCGGACCACAGCAGCAUCCGCCAACAUGGCCGCCAGCUACCCAGGGGCACUUGCAUAAUCAGUCCUUAGAUGCCAGGAUUCCCACGCCGGCACAGAGGGCAGGGACCAAAGAGGUGCCUCCUGUCUCUCAACCAGCUGAUAUCAGGCCGUUGACCCCCUCUCAGCGUGCGAGGCAGGAGGCGCGGGGUGUAGUGGACACCCAGCAUCAGGCACAAUAUCGCAGAUCUCCAGAGAGACCACCGCAGCAGAAACCUCCACACCAAGAGUUCCGUGUACCUGUCACCUCCGCUGCUCACGCAGAGUCUGUGUCCUCACUCCACCAGCCACAGACCUCCACCAACGCCACACCCAGUGCCCCACCACCCAUAACAGGAGGUCAAUUCUCUCCACGCGCCUCCACGCCAGGGUCUUCCCAGCAUCCUCCACCCCCAGCGCGGGGUCAACCCAUGCAUCACCUGGCUGAGCAGCAGAGGAGGGGCACGCCAGGUCACGGGCAGCAGACCCCUGAGGUCCAGGCCACCCAAGCUCCCCAGGGACAGGACGUGAGGGUGCCCAUGUCUGAGACUAUGCAAAUGAGACAGCAGCCAUCCAGUCCUAGGGCACCAGGGCACAGUGGGGUGGCCCAAGAGACGGGCAUGUACAGGCAGCCAGUGUCAGUGGCGCAGGCUUUAUCUCACCACUAUCCCCCAGGGAUGUACCCCCCAGGGAUGCUGCACGCCACCCCAGGGGGUAGUGCCCCACCCGCCCAGUCCCCUCACUCCCUACAGCAGGCCAGUGAGCUCCGCGCAGUCCUCAAUCGACCAUCUUUGAUCGCCCAGCACCAGGCGCAGCUUCAGCAGCAGCUGUAUGUGAGACCACCACUUCACCACCAGGUGGAGUCCACGCAGUCUCCCGGUGGAGUGAAGAAUCUUUCUCCUGUCGUUGGGCAAGGUGCCGUGGGGACGCAUACUACUAAGGAAGGAAGGGUAGCACCACCGCCUAAUAAUCAGCCUAUAGAGAGCCGUGUGCGUAUGUCCCAACCUGGAGGGCCAUAUGGUGAGAUGCGGGUUACGCAAGAAGAUGGCCGCAUUGUAACCUUGCCCAGUGCCUUUGCCACGCCUAAUGGCGGCCGCCUGGGAUUGGUGGAUGCUAGAGCCGAACUGAAGCAGAGGACAGCAGCGCACCCCUCUGUGGCGCACCCUGACCCCAGGGCCCCCAUGGCCGCUCAUCUGCCUUCAGAGUUCUUGAUGCAGCAUGGAGGGAUGAUGCCAUACCCGCACACAAGUUUAGCGGGUCACAUCGGCGUCCCUCCACACCUGGACCCACGAAUUGUGAUGGCGGGGGGACAACACCACCCGGAGUUAAUUGCGCGCCAGGGACCACCCAUGAUCCCCACUGUUGUGGCGCAGCACCACCUGGCGGCUUUACAAGAAGCCCAGUCGCGAACGCCUGACAGUCAGCCCAUUUCAAGGCCACCUUCUCAGUUUGAGUUGCCAAAUCAACACUCGUCCUCGCCAGUGUACAGCUCUGCACAGGCAGCGGUGCCGCCACACAUGGCGCACAUUCCCAACAUGGCGGAGAGAGCAGGGGGAUUAGAAAUACCUCAACACCCUGACAACCUGUUAAGCUUGCUUAAUAAAUACCCCGUGAUGUGGCAAGGCAUGCUGGGAUUGAAAAAUGACAGCGCCAAUGUGCAGAUGCACUGGGUUGCAGGAAACGACAAGUUGGUGGGUGUGUCCCUGCCACAUAUGGCAGCAGACGGUCUCCCAUGCAUCCUGCGAAUUGCACAGAGAAUGCGCUUGGAGCCUUCGCAGCUGGACGGAGUGGCCAGAAGAAUGGAGAAGCACGAAGACUACUGCAUGAUGCUUGCGCUGCCCAUGGGGCGCGACCACGCAGAUGUAAUAAGUCAGACCCACGGCUUGAAGACGGGAUUCAUACAAUAUCUGCAACAGAAGCAGGCGGCCGGAAUAGUCAAUGUGCCAGCUCCUGGAUCAACUCAGCCGGCUUACGUCGUCCACAUAUUCCCACCCUGUGAAUUCAGCCAAGGCAAUCUGGCCAGGAUGUCACCUGACUUGUUGCAGAACAUAAGAGACAUGGCGCAUCUUCUGAUCGUCAUAGCAACAGUUUAGACUUACUGCCAGCGAGUGACAGAAAUUGGCACGUAGCCAAGGACAAACUUGUCAUGGUUUAGACUUGACUUUUGAUGGAUUCUUGCGCUGUGUGAAAGAAAUCUAGCAAUCCUGGUAAUGCUGAUAGUAAAAGCCAAUCUGGGGGCAAGUUUCAGCAUAUUUCAAGAUGAAGAAUUGUUACACUAGACUAUGUUGUAGAACUGGUGUCUUGUCUUACCCAUAGGUGUCAGCACCCAAGAUAUCAAACAAGAUGAGACUUAUUGUUAUCUCAUGCCUGUAAAUGUACAAACGUUGGGACCGAUUUGGUAAAAUGUUUCCAUGGAAACUGAAUGACACAAAUGGAGACCUGCACAUUAAACUUUGCUGUAUAGAGGCUUUGACAUGCAGAUGUGCGCAUUGUGAACUGAAUUUUUAUACCCCAACAGAGAAGUUUCCUUUGUCAUCAGUGGGUCAGACACAAUAAUUAAGUUAAAUUAAUCAGACCCCAGUUUUCCAGAACUAACAAACUAGCCAUCAUUGCUGUCCAGUUAACCAAUAUUCCUGCAGUAGUACAGGAUAAAUGAGUUCAGCUUGAGAGGUACAAACUUCUGAUAAAUUAACAUUAGCUAAUGUUCUGAGACAAGAGAUGGUUAUUUACUGACAAAUAGGUGUGAUACUAGCUUGUAUUGAAUACGGUGCCCCUACAGUCCAGUUAAUUAACAAAGUAUUUGCAUCUUUAUUAGUGGUGAUUUUGACCUUGACACCAGAGGUCACCUUUAAUUAGUUUGUUGUUGUCAACAGUUCAUCUCAGGGUAGACUGGAAGAAAAAUUACUUUGAUCGAGGAAAUUGUGAAAUUGUCAACAUUUCCAUUGUUAUUAUGUAAUAUAGAUCUCAUCGGCAGCACAUUAAUGUUAUUAUUACUUUUAUUAUGACUUUGUGGUGUUGUAUACUUGGAUUCAUAUCAAAUAUGGUUAGCCUGUCUUGAAUACAGUGCCCCCUACAGUCCUGUUGUUGGAGGCUUUAAGACAUGGUAAAUGUUGUUCAGGUUGAAAUAUUAUAUUGCUUCAGAUUACAGUGCCCUGGGCAAUAGUUUCUGUUGCUUAUAUUUCUUGGAAAAAUUAAGGUCAUGUCACCAUGGCCUUUUAAUUCUUUAGGAGAUGAUUUUUUUCAUUAAUUAAAGUGUAUUUAUUGAGUAAAUUGUAGGUUUAAAAAUAGGCCAUUUCUGAGCAGUGUAAAUACUGGUGUACAUAAACUACUACCCAAGGGUGGUAAAAUGAGAUGUGAUUAAAAUUUCUAGCCAACUAUAUGUGUAAAUUAUGUUGGGUUACUCUGAAAUUUCUUUAAAACAACAGAGGAAUUGAGCUUUGUUGUUUCUUAGAACGAAAUUGAAGUAGAUGAAAUGAAUGACACAUGUUGUAAUGAAACGUGUGUCCUUUAAUGUGUAAAUUCAUUGUAUAUAAGAGCGUCUAUUUUUGGUAACAGUAUAUUUGAUUAUAUAACUCGAGCUGCUUCUGUAUUCACCUCUGUAGAAUUAAUUUGCUUACUCAGGAGUAAGGUAACAUUGAACCAGCGACAGCUUGGACCCCCCCUCCCCUUACUAACACUGACAGUACAAAUUUCAGAAAGACGUGAGAACAUUUCCAGUCUAGAAUUAUAAAGUUCCCAGCACCUGUUCCCAUAAGGUAACCACCUCACAUUGGCCACCCCCAGGGCAAACUCCAGGGUCGCGUAAUUUUUUUAUCUCUGAAGUUUGCAAAAAUAGAAAGUUUACAUAAUUGCGCUAGCUUUUCUAGUGGUAAAGGGAUCACACUGGCUUGUUUUUACAGAGAAAGUUUUCACAAAGAGAAAUGUAGAACAUAUAUCAAGAUAUGGAAAUUCUUUUGAUAUGUGAUCAUGUGUUGAGACUAACCCUGAUGUUUUUGAUAGUAAAGCCAGUAAAUAUGAGAUAUUGAAACUAUAGUGCCUUAGUUGCUGUAAGAAUUUUGCUUAAAAGCCCUCUUUAAAGCAGUUGAGAUCCAACUUUAAUAAGAUUAUCUCUAUUCCUUUGGAGGUCAAGCACUGAAUUAAUGGGCUGAGAACUAUAACCCCUCCCCCCCAAACCACCUUAUUGUACUUGAGUACAUGUAUACAUACAUACAUACAUACAUCAGACCUAAUCAUGAAUGAACACAAUAUCACCUUUGACAACAUUGUGAGAAAACCUCAUCACUCUGCAACCUUUAGAUCUGUCGUUUAUACAUUUAACAUUGUCAGUUGUUAGAUAUAUGGGGUUAACCCCAGCCCUCUCUUAAGGGGGUUCCCCCUUGCCCCACCCAACAUCUGUCUUUGUAUAUAAAACAUUCAGAGAUUGUUAAUUAAAAAGGCACUUGUUGUUUAAUGAGUGGUGUCAUAACUGUCCAAGUUGUAGAUGUUAAAAAAGAGUUUGGCAGUCAUGACAUAAUUAAGACAAUUAACUUUGUGAAUGAAUAAAAGUCACUUGAUGUA